AUGAUAUUAACUGUUUUAAUGGUGGUUGAAAUGUGUUGGUGUGCUAGAACGGUUUAUGGACAUGAGAGAAUGAUGAGAAGUUGGAAUAAUAAACGUGUGGUUGAACUAAAUGCAAUGACCUUGGUCUACCAGUCUGAACUAAAUGCAGCAUUGGUCCAUGCAAGGAACCUUGCGUGUUUAUCUAAUUUGGUGAGUGAUUUUGAUUGGUUUGUGAACGAAUCAAAUGCAAGGAAACGUCCAUUGAUGAGAGAAAGACAAUAUUUAGACUAUAUCAAUGUACUAAAGAUGCUACCAGAAUUGAAGGAAAUGUGUAAGACAAAAAGUAUGCUAAUGAAUAUUUCAAUAUUCAAUAAGAAUAAGAAGGAAGUCUAUAAGAAAAUCAAGGUCUUUAUGUGUCAAGUAGAGGAGUUUAUAAUAAGAUCCAGAACAGCAAUACGGUUCAAUCAGUCUGAAAUAGCAUUGGCUUUAGGUGAGAAAUGA
Molecule: messenger RNA, 480 nt
Organism: Enterospora canceri
Lineage: Eukaryota; Fungi; Microsporidia; Enterocytozoonidae
Source: the annotation of a GenBank genome assembly